Messenger RNA from Propithecus coquereli (Coquerel's sifaka), 2154 nucleotides. RefSeq names its product calpain 11 (gene CAPN11). The coding region runs from base 46 to 2154 and encodes 702 amino acids. Gene Ontology annotation, molecular function: calcium-dependent cysteine-type endopeptidase activity; calcium ion binding. Lineage: Eukaryota; Metazoa; Chordata; Mammalia; Primates; Indriidae. Gene Ontology annotation, cellular component: cytoplasm. Gene Ontology annotation, biological process: proteolysis. The record is from RefSeq and is a predicted model, not a curated record. The transcript has 22 exons.
AGGCCCCAGGGUGCAUGUGCCAAGCCCACUUUUCCCAGUAAGGGAAUGGUGGCUCACAUAAACAGCAGUCGACUCAAGGCCAAGGGUGUGGGCCAACACAACAAUGCCCAGAACUAUGGAAACCAGAGCUUCGAGGAGCUGCAAGCAGCCUGUCUAAGGAACGGGGAGCUGUUUGAAGACCCCUUAUUCCCUGCCAAACCCAGCUCACUGGGCUUCAAGGAACUAGGCCCCAACUCCAAGAAUGUUCAAAACAUCUCCUGGCAGCGGCCCAAGGACAUCACCAGCAACCCUCUAUUCAUCGCCGAUGGGGUCUCUCCGACAGACAUCUGUCAGGGGGUGCUUGGAGACUGCUGGCUGCUGGCUGCCAUCGGCUCCCUCACCACGUGCCCCAAACUGCUGUACCGCGUGGUGCCCAGGGGCCAGGGCUUCAGGAGAAAUUACGCUGGCAUCUUCCACUUCCAGAUUUGGCAGUUUGGGCAGUGGGUGGACGUGGUGGUGGAUGACCGGCUGCCCACAAAGAACAACAAGCUGGUGUUCCUGCACUCACCUGAGACCUCUGAGUUCUGGGGUGCCCUGCUGGAGAAAGCCUAUGCCAAGCUGAGCGGGUCCUAUGAAGCACUGUCAGGGGGCAGCACAAUGGAGGGCUUUGAGGACUUCACAGGGGGCGUGGCCCAGAACUUCCAGCUCCACAGGCCCCCAAAGAACAUGCUGAGGCUCCUUAGAAAGGCCAUGGAUCGAUCCUCCCUCAUGGGCUGCUCCAUUGAAGUCACCAGCAAUAGUGAAUUGGAAUCAAUGACCCAGAAGAUGCUGGUGAGGGGACACGCUUACUCAGUGACUGGGCUUCAAGAUGUCCCCUACAGAGGCAAGAUGGAAACACUGAUUCGGGUCCGGAAUCCCUGGGGCCGGAUUGAGUGGAACGGAGCCUGGAGUGACAACUCCGGGGAGUGGGAAGAGGUGGCCCCAGAGAUUGUGACAAAGCUGCUGCACAGGAAGGAGGACGGGGACUUCUGGAUGUCCUACCAGGAUUUCCUGAGCAACUUCACGCUCUUGGAGGUCUGCAACCUCACACCCGAUGCGCUCUCCGGGGCCUGCAAGAGCUAUUGGCACACCACGUUCUACCAGGGCAACUGGCGUAGGGGCAGCACCGCAGGGGGCUGCAGGAACCACCCCAACACAUUCUGGACCAACCCCCAGUUUAAGAUCUUUCUCCCCGAGGAGGACGACCCAGAGGAUGACUCAGAGGAUGAUGCAGUCGUCUGCACCUGCCUGGUGGCCCUGAUGCAGAAGAACUGGCGGCACGCACGGCCAGAGGGGGCUCAGCUGCAGACCAUUGGCUUUGUCAUCUUCUCGGUCCCAAAGGAGUUUCAGACCAUCCAGGAUAUCCACUUGAAGAAGGACUUCUUCAUGAAAUAUCAGGACCACGGCUUUUCAGAGACCUUUGCCAACUCGAGGGAGGUGAGCAGACAACUGCGGCUGCCUCCGGGGGAGUAUAUCAUUAUUCCCUCCACCUUGGAGCCGCACAAAGAUGCCGACUUCCUGCUCCGCGUCUUCACAGAGAAGCACAGCGAGUCCUGGGAACUGGACGAAGUCAACUACGCUGAGCAGCUCCAAGAGGAGAAAGCCUCUGAGAAAGACCUGGACCCGGACUUCGUACACUUGUUUGAGAUAGUGGCGGGAGAGGGCUUGGAGAUAGGCAUGUUUCAGCUGCAGAAGCUGCUCAACAAGAUGGCCACCAAACUCAAAAGCCUCAAGAGCCGGGGCUUUGGUGUGGACGCUUGCCGCUGCAUGGUCAACAUCAUGGAUAAAGACGGCUCUGGCAAGCUGGGGCUUUCAGAGUUCCAGGUCCUGUGGAAAAAAAUCAAGAAAUGGACGGACAUCUUCCGAGAGUGUGACCAGGACCACUCGGGCACCUUGAACUCUUAUGAGAUGCGCUUGGCUAUUGAGAAAGCAGGCAUCAAGGUGAACAACAAGGUAAUGCAGGUACUGGUGGCCAGGUAUGCAGAUGACAACAUGAUCAUAGAGUUUGACAGCUUCAUCAGCUGUUUCCUGAGGCUAAAGGCCAUGUUCACAUUCUUUCUAACCAAGGACCCCAAGAAUACUGGCCAUAUUUGCUUGAACCUGGAAGAGUGGCUGGAGAUCACCAUGUGGGGGUAG